CCUGGGAGCGGGCCCCGGGCGUGCAGCCCGCAUCGUGCCGCGCUCACGCGUGGGAGACACGCCUGUGGGACGCGGGCGCAGAAACCCGCCAGUCCCGGAACGGGCCUCCAGCAGGGAAAUCUGCUCGUCCUUCGUGGCCCUCCUUCACAGGCCCUGCUCCUUCCCAGAUUUUUACGAAAUCCAAAUUCCAACCUACCCCGAGCCCACCUCCAGCGAUUUAGAGCGUUUCACAGAGCGCCGAGUGCAUGGCGUCGGGUUGUGUAACCUGAAAACGCUCUUGCCUUUUUUUCUCAUCUGUACAGUGGGUAUGAUUUUUUUUUUUUUUUUAAUCAGCCAAUUUCAGGUUUUGAUUCCCACCAUGGCUAUCACACAGUUUCGGUUAUUUAAAGUUUGCACCUGCCUUGCAACAGUAUUCUCAUUCCUAAAGAGGUUAAUAUGCAGAUCUGGCAGAGGACGGAAAUUAAGUGGAGACCAAAUAACUCUGCCAACUACAGUUGAUUAUUCAUCAGUUCCUAAACAGACCGAUGUUGAAGAGUGGACUUCCUGGGAUGAAGAUGCCCCCACAAGUGUAAAGAUUGAAGGAGGCAAUGGGAAUGUAGCAACACAACAAAAUGCUUUGGAACAACUGGAACCUGACUAUUUUAAGGACAUGACACCAACUAUAAGGAAAACUCAGAAAAUCAUUAUUAAGAAGAGGGAACCACUAAAUUUUGGCAUCCCAGAUGGUAGCACAGGUUUCUCUAGUAGAUUAGCAGCUACACAGGAUAUGCCUUUUAUUCAUCAAUCUCCUGAAUUAGGUGACUUAGAUACUUGGCAGGAAAAUACCAACGCAUGGGAAGAAGAAGAAGAUGCGGCCUGGCAAGCAGAAGAAGUUCUGAGGCAGCAGAAGAUAGCAGACAGAGAAAAGAGAGCAGCAGAACAACAAAGGAAGAAAAUGGAGAAGGAGGCACAGCGGCUAAUGAAAAAGGAACAGAACAAAAUUGGCGUGAAGCUUUCAUAACGGAUGUCCUUCACAUGUCAUAGUGCCAGUAGGAGAGAUAUGAGCUCCACAAUUCAAGCAACAUUUAUAUGGAUUAAGACUAUUUUCAGAAUACAAACACAUUGCUUGAUUUUAAUGCAUUCAUCAGACCAUCUGGGGGACCAGGAUUCUCUCAGAGUACCUUGAGCUCUUGUGAAUGAGACUCAAAAAAACAAAGACCUAUGAGGCAAUAUUUUUUUCAACAUGCUCCAAGUGUACGACAAUUGUUUGCUGUAGAGAAAUUAUUACAAAUGGAAUAUACCAGUACCUCUUCUAGCUAGUGUUUCUAGCUAAAAUAAAUGGGUGUAAAUAAUUUUAUGGUGGGAAAGAACUCUGCUCUCUAUAAUGCUUUCCUUCAUUGUGCAUAAUGAUAAAAUAAAUAAUUUUAAAUAUUCCUUUGUUUCCAUGAUUAUCUGACCUAAUUCAGACAAACUGGCAGGGCUUUAACCUCUUUAUUUUUGUUUUCAGAAGCUGGUAUUGGCAUACAUUUCUUCUAGUCUGAACUGGUAUUGUUUACGUUUAAUACGACAUUAAGGAAUUUGAUGACUUUGCUUUUUAAGAAAAUGACAUUAAAUGCAAUAAUUUUAUUUAUCAUCAA
This is a messenger RNA of Mustela lutreola (European mink), 1616 nucleotides long. RefSeq names its product estrogen receptor binding site associated antigen 9 (gene EBAG9). The transcript has 7 exons. The record is from RefSeq and is a predicted model, not a curated record. Gene Ontology annotation, cellular component: secretory granule. The coding region runs from base 308 to 1000 and encodes 230 amino acids. Lineage: Eukaryota; Metazoa; Chordata; Mammalia; Carnivora; Mustelidae.